Messenger RNA from Aspergillus wentii DTO 134E9, 2079 nucleotides. RefSeq names its product proteasome regulatory particle lid subunit RPN7. Gene Ontology annotation, cellular component: proteasome regulatory particle. Gene Ontology annotation, biological process: proteasome-mediated ubiquitin-dependent protein catabolic process. NCBI's taxonomy places the organism in Eukaryota, Fungi, Ascomycota, Eurotiomycetes, Eurotiales, Aspergillaceae. The transcript is spliced from 3 exons. The coding region runs from base 127 to 1617 and encodes 496 amino acids. The record is from RefSeq and is a predicted model, not a curated record.
CCCCCAUCCUAAUCAACAACAUCCGAACACCAUCUCACCUACCUACCAGCCUUUGCUGUCUCUUUUUCCCGUUUCUCCUAAUCACCCAUAUACCUGCUCGACUCCCCCCAUCUGCCAGCCGUCAGAAUGGGGUCUGAUCCGCAGUACAUCAAGUACCCCGACCUCGCCCUCGCCCAACAUGUCUUCAACCUCUCCAACCCAUCUUGCUCCCAGACGGUGCGACAAACUUCGUUGAAAAGGCUCCAAGAUGCUAUCUCGGAGCAUAAGAUGGCCCCAUUCUACAGACACCUCGCACACCCUGUCGAAGGUAUCCUGAACAACUCCGGAGAAGGUGUUACCCAGCACCCGCACCCAUCGGGCCCCAGCAACUCGACAAAGUCUCUCAUCGCUUCUAAUAUGCUGGCCUCUCGCAAAUCACCACAGAAGAUCGAUUUCCCCUGGGACGAGGCUCUAUAUCAGUCUUUGGUUGAGGACAACAAGAAGGACCUGGAGACCUUCCAGAAGGAGGAGGAUGAGGCGCAAGAGGCAGCUGGAGAAACCGAGGUCUUGGCCGCACGGGGGAAGCGUGCUGAAUUUUGGGCACGAGUAGGAGACAAGGACAAAGCUAUCGAAUCCCACGAAGAGCUUCUCGAGAAGACGACAUUCCUUGGAACGAAGAUCGACCUGUCGCUGGCUAUGAUUCGCAUCGGACUGUUCUUUGGUGACGCUAUCUAUGUCAAGAAGAGCAUUGAACGCGCAGACGCUCUCAUCGAAAGCGGUGGUGAUUGGGACCGAAGGAAUCGCCUUAAGGCUUACAAGGGAUUACACUUGCUCACGAUCCGUUCCUACAACCUCGCCGCUCCUCUUCUCCUUGAUAGCUUGUCCACAUUCACGAGUUAUGAACUUUGCAGCUACUCUGCUUUGGUUAUUUACUCGGUUCUUGCUGGUUCGCUGUCAUUGAAGCGGGUGGAUUUUAAGGCCAAGGUUGUCGAUGCACCGGAGAUCAAAGCUAUCCUGGGCUCUACCGAAGACAGACUGGCCGCAUUGACUGGCGAAGUGUCUUCUGGUCCUAGCGCCCGGGAUGAGGAGAUGAAGGAUGCCUCCACGACAAGAACAACCCCCGCACCUGCCACUACAGCAGUCAACCUGUCUAACUUCACCACCGGCUCUGGUGUUCAGGCCGAGACCGAGGCGGCCGUUGACUUUUCUCCCCUUGCCAACCUUGUCGACAGUCUCUACAAUGGUAACUACCGGUCGUUCUUCGUGGGAUUGGCAGCGGUCGAGGACCAAUUCUUGACCCAGGAUCGGUACCUGUACGAGCACCGUGCUUGGUUUGUCCGAGAGAUGAGGUUGCGUGCCUACCAGCAGUUGCUCCAGAGCUACCGAGUGGUGGGAUUGAACAGCAUGGCAAAUGACUUUGGCGUUACUGUCGACUUCUUGGAUCGGGACCUUGCCAAGUUCAUCGCCAGCAACCGCAUCUCAUGCACCAUUGAUCGAGUCAACGGUAUCAUCGAGACGAACCGGCCAGACGACAAGAACAAGCAGUAUGCGGAUGUUGUGAAACAUGGAGAUGCACUUAUCACGAAACUCCAGAAGUACGGCCAGGCUGUGCGACUCCGCGGUAGUGAACGGGGUUAGAGAGAUGAGGUUUUAAUUUUCUUUUGAUGCCAUGUAUCUCCAUGAUUCUGCAUGAGGAGCUGAACGAUUGAGGAAUUUUUUGGUCUUUUACUUUUUUACUCCCAUUAGAGCAAAAGCAUGCGAGGCUGCUGUAUCAUACAACUAAUGACAAAAGACAACGUAACCUCGAACCUUCCAUGCUGAAAAAAUCUGGUCCUACUGGACUUGUGGGGAUAGUCUGGGGAUAUUGUAUGUAAUCAUUAGCCAAAAGAAACUCUUCGGUGCUCGGAAACAUGGGGAAGGCUCUUUUGAGGCAUUUAUGGGCGUGCCGAUGCUUUAAAACGUCGGGUCUGGACGGAGUAAACACGUGGGAAAGUCCAUGGCAUUAGGUAACUGAGCGUUUCUUUUUUUGGUUAUCUGUUGAAUUGUUGAAUUAGCAGGCAGUAAAAAAGCAAUUAUAAUCAGCUGUGAAUAUUAAUUUAC